AUCCAUAUCAUUUCCACUAUUUAUUGUACAAACAAAAAAUAUCAAUCUUUAAAUGGUAAGUCAGUGAAAAAUAUGAUACCCCUUUUUUGAAAUCAAAGGAUUUUCACAGGAUCUUGAUUCCCACUUUUUGUCUUUAUGUAUGAGUCUCUUUGCAGCUGUUGAAGCAGAAAUCUGUUUUGAAAGUAUGGUGGUUGGUCAAAGACAAAUCUUGGAUCCCUUUUGGGUAUGAACUGAAGAUUUAGGGUUUUCUACAUGUAUUUGGUGUGGAAAGGUGAUUGCUUUUUGGGUCAAAUUUAUUUGAUGAAGUGAGUAUUAGGGGAUUUUUAUAAAUGGUUUUGGUGUAGAAAGGUGAUUGCUUUUUUGGGUAUGAACUGAGGAUUUGGGGUUUUGUAUGAAUAGAUUUGGUGUGGAAAUGUGAUUGCUUUUUGGGUUAAAUUUAUUUGAUGAAGUGAGGAUUUGGGGUUUUCUAUGAAUGGUUUUGGUGUAGAAAGGUGAUUGCUUUUUUGGGUUUGCUGAAUCUUGGACAAUGGCGGUUCCAUGGAGUACAACACUAUGGAUUGCUAAGAUGGUGUGGAUGGCAUUGAGUGGUUGGGUAGUCGCUUGCUUGACUAUUGCAGAUGAGGUUGCUGCCUCUUUUCGAACUGGUGAUAUUGGUCCUUUUCAUGUUGGUUGAGUUAUACUGUACAGAAACAUCAUCUUCUCCUUUGUUUGUGAAUUGUUGCUUGCUUCUUACAUAUUUUGUAAAUUUAUGGAUAAAUAUUGUUUACAGUGGUUUGAUAGAGCUGAAGCUUCAAAUAGCAAUGUCUUUAGUACUUUAUCUGCAAAUAUUUCUGUUUUGGCAGCAAAAUGAUUCAGUUCUUGAUGA
Molecule: messenger RNA, 865 nt
Organism: Solanum lycopersicum (tomato)
Lineage: Eukaryota; Viridiplantae; Streptophyta; Magnoliopsida; Solanales; Solanaceae
Source: RefSeq, a predicted model, not a curated record